Molecule: messenger RNA, 1101 nt
Organism: Anopheles coustani
Lineage: Eukaryota; Metazoa; Arthropoda; Insecta; Diptera; Culicidae
Gene: beat-VI
Exons: 6
Coding region: 1-1101 (366 amino acids)
Source: RefSeq, a predicted model, not a curated record
AUGGCCCCACAGACCAAGCCCAUCACCGGUGCCCUCGGUAACUAUCAGGUUGAUGGCGUUGAGAUCGUUCACCAACGGCUGUCGGAGCUUCGAUACACGAUGUCUAGGCGCAGACAAUCUGGUCAUGGGUGGUUCGGUUCCUUUGUCGUCUGUUUAAUAGCUUUAACGGAAUUAAUUUCGAAUGUUCGCAGCUUGAAGGAUCUAAAAAUAUUCGUCCCGGAGGCGGUUAUCAUGGGCAACGCGGCCACACUGUCCUGUCAAUUCGAGCUGGAAAAGGCCUCACUCUACUCCGUUCGGUGGUACUUCGAGAGCGAAGAGUUCUACCGCUACGUGCCAAAGGAAUCACCACCCGCACGCACAUUCCCGGUGUCGGGCAUUACCGUUGACGGUACCCAAUCGGACGCUACAUCGGUCACCCUGCGGGGCGUAACGCGUGACCUCACCGGCCAGUUCCAGUGCGAGGUAUCCGAGGAUGCGCCACUGUUCCACACCGACAUCCGGCAGGCCCGCAUGCAAGUCGUCGAGCUGCCGAAGGAGGACCCCCAGAUGCAGCUGGACAAGACGCACAUCACCACGCUGGACAGCUUCCGGUCCGUCUGCACCGUGGGGACCUCCUUUCCGGCGGCCAACAUAACCUGGUACAUCAACUCGAAGCGGAUCCAUCGGACGCCGUACCAGCGCAUCACGUACCGGUCGUACGAGGGUACGCCGACGUUCUCGUCGCUCGAAAUGCUCCCGCACAGCCAGGUGCUGCAGGACAUCUACCAGUCGAUGCCACCGUUCCACACCAGCCUCACGGUGAUGUGCGAGAUCUCGAUCCUGCACAUCUACACCAAGAGCGUCCAGCAGCGCAUUCUGGUGAGCGACCUGGUGACCACCAUCUCGCCCAACCUGCUCGGUCUGGACGGGUCGAACAAUCGGCGGAAAAACAACGGCGACCCGGACAACUCCCCGCUUACCGGUGCCGCCCCCCGGCCCCCGGUUGGGCCCUCGGCGUGGCUACCAUUGUUUGUGCUGCUGUUGCCCUCCCUCUGGAUUGCCGCCAACGCCAUCGUCCCCCAUCAGCUGCCGGUUCCGACGGAUCGCAUUUCCGGCGUGUGA